AAUCCUUUGGUUCUACAUUUUUUCUGUAUGUCUUAUCACUAGGUGAGUGCAAUUUAACAUAUGCUGAAAAGCACCCCAACAUCUUAUAAAACAACAUUUAUUUUGGAGCCUAAUUUUCUCUUCCUAUUGGAAGAUGAAGGCAACAGGGAGUUAAGUUUUAUGAAGAUUUUAUCUUAAAGGACCACUAUAGUGCCAGGAAAACAUACUCGUUUUCCUGGCACUAUAGUGCCCUGAGGGUGCCCCCACCCUCAGGGACCCCCUCCCGCAGGGCUCUGGGGAGAGGAAGGGGUUAAAAUCUUACCUUUCUCCAGCGUUGGGCGGGAGCUCUCUCUCCGCCUCCUCUUCGGCUGAAUGCGCAUGCGCGGCAGGUGCUGCUGCGCAUUCAGCCAGUCUCAUAGCAAAGCAUUCAUAAUGCUUUCCUAUGGACGCUGGCGUCUUCUCACUGUGAUUUUUACAGUGAGAAGCACGCAAACGCCUCUAGCGGCUGUCAAUGAGACAGCCACUAGAGGCUGUAUUAACCCAUAGGUAAACAUAGCUGUUUCUCUGAAAGUGCUAUGUUUAUAGAAAAAAAGAUUAACCCUAGCCGGACCUGGCACCCACACCACUUCAUUAAGCUGAAGUGGUCUGGGUGCCUAUAGUGGUCCUUUAAACCAAAACAAAAUCACAGAAAAUUAGUUGUGUUUACCGCCUUGUUUUGCCUGCCAGGGCUGGUUGUGUUUAUUACUGUUAGUUGGAAAUUCCAUUUGCCCAUAAGGCGGCCGAUGUAGCUCUGUUUCAUAUCCUCCGGCCCUUGUGAACUGGAAUUCCUAGAUGAAGAAUGUAAUGAGAAAAUCCAAGUCAUGGGGGGAUUCUACAACUUUUACCUGGGGAACAAGACGAUUUGUCUGUCAUUCUGAGCCUCCGUUAAUGACCAAAUCGCAGAGUUAUUUGAGGUGUUCUGUAUUUAAAUUUAAUUGUAAUAGUUUUAUUUAGCAACAGUAUGUUUUAUAGCACUGUAGAAUCACUAAUUGAGAUUUGUCUUGUUCCAGAUGUGCUGAAUGAUGCCAUAUUUGAUGAGGACCACGAUGAGAUGGUGAUUGUAAAAGAUAUCGACAUGUUCUCUAUGUGCGAGCAUCAUUUAGUGCCCUUCAUUGGGAAGGUAAUAUGGCGGAAUGAUGACGGUGAUUUACUUCUAACUCUUUGUAAUGGACACAGUAAGAAAUGAUUGGAUAGUUUCAUAAAAUGAAUAUUAAACACAAACUCUGGAAAUAGGUUCACUUCCCCAUCAAAAAUAAUGAACUGGCACAUAAACUGCAAAUAGGGGUUUAUUAUGAUAUAACCUCACAAUCCUGAAUGUUAAAGGACCACUAUAGGGUCAGUAACUCCAACAUGUAUUCCAUGUAUGCAGAGGGUGGAGACACUGAAUGUCAGUCACACUGUGCAGCACUGCCCCAGGAAGCAUCUGCCUCUAGCAGCCAUCUGAGGAAUGGCCAGUGAAGUUAUCACUAGGCUGUAAUAUAAGCACAGCAUUUUCUCUGAAAACACAGUGUUUACUACAAACAGCCUGAAGGGACUGAUUCUACUCACCAGAACAAAUUCAAUAAGCCGUAUACCGUACAUUAAGCUAUAUACUGUGAAAUAAGCCGUAUACCGUACAUUAAGCUGUAUACUGUGAAAUAAGCCAUAUACCGUAUAUUAAGCUGUAGUUGUUCUGUUGUCUAUUGUGUCCCUUUAAACAUAAUCCGUUGGGCUGUAGAGGAUAUUUUUUCUGUUUUGGCGCACCGAUGCCAGUUUGUGGUGGUAAUUAUUUUUACACCCAACCCUCCCUUUUCUUAGGGAAUUCUUCCCAAUUUUUCCUCGAUUGCAUUUUUGUUAGAUGAGAGUCACAAAAGUUGUAGGACAUUUCACACUCAGACAGCGCCCUGGAAUGUAUUUUUAUCAGUAUGAAAGCGUGUAGCGCAGACCGGCACGGUGACAAAUUAAUAACCUGGAAACCAUGCCACGGCCUCUUCAGUGUUUCCUUAUUUUAGCCUGAGCCACAACAGGAUUUUCAAAAAAAUGUAUUUUAUUCAGUAUGUGUCUUUAUAUAAACGUUAACAUUUUAAUUGGCCAACCGAUUUUGUUAUGGGGCAGGAUGUUCCUUUGGUAAUAUUCUGAACAGGUUAAACCUGAUUUGUUUUGAUAGUGACAAAACAUAUAUCAAAUCACCCACAAUUAAUUUUAUUUCUAAACUGGAGAUUGUGGAGAAAUUGCAAUUGCACAUUUCCUGACGGUUCAGUGUACUGAUUGGCAUGUUUUGCAUAAUGUUAUAGUUUUUUAUCUGCGAGAAUUGAAUAUGAUCAGAUGUGGUCACACCGCGCUGCCGAUCGGGUACUGUGACAGUGUGACCUCACUGAUCACGUCCGGUCACACUGAGGUGCCGUUCGGGUGCUGUGACAGUGUGACCUCACUGAUCACGUCCGGUCACACUGAGGUGCCGUUCGGGUGCUGUGACAGUGUGACCUCACUGAUCACGUCCGGUCACACUGAGUUGCCGAUCGGGUACUGUGAUGGCGUGACCUCACUGAUCAGAUGCGGUCACACUGAGUUGCUGAUCAGGUACUGGGACAGUGUGACCUCACUGAUCAGGUGCGGUCACAUCGCGCUGCCGAUCGGGUACUGUGAUGGCGUGACCUCACUGAUCAGGUGCGGUCACAUCGCGGUGCCAAUCGGGUACUGUGAUGGCAUGACCUCACUGAUCAGGUGCGGUCACAUUGCGGUGCCAAUCGGGUACUGUGAUGGCGUGACCUCACUGAUCAGGUGCGGUCACAUCGUGGUGCCAAUCGGGUACUGUGAUGGCGUGACCUCACUGAUCAGGUGCGGUCACAUCGCGGUGCCAAUCGGGUGCUGUGACACAGUUCAGUUAUUUUGCCCUAAUAAUCCGCUUUAUCCCAUCCUCCACACAAGCAAGUUUCAGUAUGCGAAAGUUCUAGCUAUUAGUCCAGUCAAGCAGAGUUGGAUUAUUUUUCCUUUCACGAUUUAGGAUUGUUUUUAAAUACAAGUUUUGUAAAUCUGAAAGAUGGAUUCUCCUAUAUUUCAGGUGCACAUCGGAUAUCUGCCAAACAAACAGGUUCUUGGUCUCAGCAAACUUGCGAGGUAAGCGAUUUGCACAUCAGACUCUUAUUUACAGAAUCCGCUCAUUCAUCAUCUGUUUAUCAAUGGGAGCAUUGACAUGUGCUAACAGACUGUCUUUUUCUUCCUAAUCCUUGUAUAAAGACGCAGAAACGGUCUGCUUGCUAUUGUCCUGCUUCCACUAACACAAUCAGGAAAACCGUCUCCCACACUUAAAGGACCACUCUAGGCACCCAGACCACUUCAGCUUAAUGAAGUGGUCUGGGUGCCAGGUCCAGCUAGGGUUAACCCAUUUUUUAAUAAACAUAGUUUCAGAGAAACUGCUAUAUUUAUGAAUGGGUUAAGCCUUCCCCCUAAUCCUCUAGUGGCUGUCUCAUUGACAGCCACUAGAGACGCUUGCGUGCUUCUCACAGUGAGAGCACGCCAGCGUCCAUAGGAAAGCAUUGUAAAUGCUUUCCUAUGCGACGGGCUGAAUGCGCGCGCAGCUCUUGCCGCGCGUGCGCAUUCAGCCGACGGGGAGGAGAAGGAGGAGGAGAAGAGGAGGAGAGCUCCCCGCCCAGCGCUGGAAAAAGGUAAGUUUUUAACCCUUUCCCCCUUCCAGAGCCGGGCGGGAGGGGGUCUCUGAGGGUGGGGGCACUGUAGUGGUCCUUUAAUGGUGUUGCAUAUUGUUAGAGAUCAAGGAGAGCUGUAGAAUAUUUACAGUUUUGCUAUUUAAGUCUAAAAUAAUCAAUUACACCGUUAAAGGGACGCUAUAGUCACCAGAACAACUACAGCUUAUUAUAUAGUACCCAGCUUAUUAUAUAGUACCCAGCUUAUUGAAUUUGUUCUGGUGAGUAGAAUCAUUCCUUUUAGGCUUUUUGCAGUAAGCACUGUCCUUUCAGAGAAAAUGCAGUGUUUACAUUACAGCCUAGUGAUAACUUCACUGGCCACUCCUCAGAUGGCUGUUAGAGAUCCUUCCUGGGUCAUGGCUGCCUAAAAUGCAUCCAAACAUUCAGUAUCUCCUCCCUCUGCAUGCAGACACUGAACUUUCCUCAUAGAGAUCCAUUGAUUCAAUUCAUCUCUAUGAGGAGAUGCUGAUUGGCCAGGGCUGUGUUUGAAUCAUGCUGGCUCUGCCCCUGAUCUGCCUCCUUGUCAGUCUCAGCCAAUCCUAUGGGGAAGCAUUGUGAUUGGAUCAGACUACCACUUCUGAUGAUGUCAGCAGGCAGUGGGCAGGUCUAAAUGAAAAAUGGACAAAGCCUGCAGCUCCAGACUUGAAUACAAGUAAGAUUUUACAUUUAUUAGGGAGGUAUAAGGGCCUAGAUGGUGGUUUUACCACUAUAGGGUCAGGAAUACAUGUUUGUGUUCCUGACCCUAUAGUGCUCCUUUAAUUCUUAAAGGAACACUAUAGUCACCAAAACAACUUUAGCUGGAUGAAGCAGUUUUGGUGUAUAGAUCAUGUCUCUGCAGUCUCACUGUUAAAUAGUCUGAAAUUUAGGAGUUAAAUCACUUUUGUUUCUGUUUAUGCAGCCCUAGCCACACCUCAUCUGGCUGUGACUGACACAGUCUGCAUAAAACCAAUGGUUUUAUUUUCAGUCAGAUGUAACUUAUUUUAAAUCUUUUUAUGUCCUGCUCUGUAAAUUGAACUUUCAUCACAUGAAGGCUCCUGCAGGGUCUAGAAAGCUAUUAACAGAGCAGAAAAUAAUGAAAUUCUAAAUUAAACAUAAUUUGCAAUAAAGGAAGUACAAACAUUAGAUGACUCUUUACAGGAAGUGUUUAGGAAGGCUGUGCAAGUCACGUGCAGGGAGGUGUGACAAGGGCUGCAUAAACAAAGUGAUUUUACUCCUAAAUGGCAGAGGAUUGAGCAGUGAGACUGCAGGAGCAUGAUCUAUACACCAAAACUACUUCAUUUAACUAUUUUGUUUGGUAACUAUAGUGUCCCUUUUAAAUCACAGUUUCAAGAUUACGCAAGUGAGAGGUGAUAUUAAGUUACCUGUAUUCAGAUGAACAUGCAGAGAAUCAUCCUUCCUGUCUUCUGGGUUUAAGCCACCACCUUGUCCCAGGGCCCUACCAGAAGGAUUGUCUACAAACUGGUUUUCUGCAAAGCCAUCUAGGGCUGGGCAAAUUGUUGAUAAACAUACUACAGGGGAAAUAGCAAGUUGCAGUGUAAAUCAUCUGGGCAUCCACCAUUUGCCCAGCCCUACUCGACAAACAGGUAAAGUGUCCUGUGCUAUGUCCAUGUAAAUUCUUCAGCUCUUCAUAGCCUUAUAUGUACAGCCGGGGUCAUUUCUCGUGUAAUGAGAUACCAGGGUUUAACACCGACAUCCGGAGAAUUCAGCCAGCUGUAAUAUAAGGUCAGGUAACCCAGUGCAGUAAUAAAUGCACAUUAUGACACAGUUUUACCGCAUGAGACUAUAUCGCAAAUCCCUGCCUCUCCCUAUAUUCUCAGCAUGUUGUGUAAUGUGUGGAGAAUCAUGGGAAAUGUAGUCCAGUGAACCUGGAGUGCCUUUAUCAGUUAUGUUUCUCUAGUGUGCUUGCAUAGGACAUUAUAUAUUCCUGACCUUUUCCUGUUUAGCAAAUCAUAAAAAAGGAUAAUUUGCUUUAAUUCUCUUAUUCUAUCUUUUCCAACACGUGAACAACACUGUAUCAACAUUUUCCAAUUAGAUUUGACAUUUAAUCUGACUGCAGUUUGGUGUUCGAGCACCCGCAGCUGGGAUUAAGGAAGUCUUUGUGUAUUUCGGCAGUGCUGGUCAUUUUCACAUUUAUUGUGUUUGUUCUGCACGGAGAAGGGUUUUGAUGGGACAAGUGGGCAAAUCAGCGGCCAGUGAAUGUGAGAUUCAUAGCGAUUGUUUGUGUCGUUUUCCCCUUAUAUUUAUACUGGGCCAUUCUCUCUCUCUUCACACUGUAACAGAAUUUCAGCUUGUUUCACCCAUGAUCAUUCUGUGUCUUUCCUAAGGUCCCCUCUCCAUGUCAUCCAUAGGUCCUAUUCUCCUUUUUGUUUCACACUCCCCCCUUUUAAUGUUCUUCUUUUCCUGCUGUGAUCUCUUCCUGUGUUUAAGAUUCAACACAACAGCUCCAAAUACCUUUUAUAGUGUUAGAUUACUGUCCCUUUCCCUCUGUUUGUGAGAGAGUCUCUUGCCGCAGGUAUGCGGUCCAAUCAUUUGGUUCUCCGAGAGGGAUUCUGUGCCAGCAUUGCUUCUUUCCAAAUAUAGGCAAAAAAAAAAAAAGCAUUAUUCGCACUUAGCAGAAAUUCUCUUAUAACACAAAAUCGUGAAAAAGCAAUAAAUCCAAAUCAUCUGUAAGUUCUUAUUCGCCUCUGCAUGCUGUUGUACAUGUAAGCACUCCAAAAAAAUAAAUACAACUAAAUCUUUAGAGUCCCAACAUUAGUAUAAUGUUUAAAAAAAAAUAAAAGGCUAUUUCCAAGUAAUAGGGAAUUGAAUAAUAGUUGCACAAUAGUCUGUAUAUUCAGUCGUUUAAAUUGAUCCAAUCCAGGUGUAACUUUGUAUCCACCUUAAAUUAGAAAAGACACAGACCUAGUGUAACACUGCAAAUAUUUUAUUCUCCCUUAGAAAACCCUUUUGUGGAACUCUUACAGAAUAUGAUGGUGGAACUUAUCUCUAAGGACCAGUAUUAGGCAUUGAUACAGUACAGUGCACUAGUCGAAAUAGAUGUAUUACCGCUCCGUCGAUAGGAUAUUGCAAACCGAUCCUGUGCACUGGAACCGGUGCAGACCUCUGUCUCCUCGGAAGAACGUCCACUGGGAGUGCCGCUGGACUUGCUCCCAAUGUUACCACCAGGCUCGAUCUACGCUUUUCGCCUUUUAGAUUGGGCUUUCUCAAGAUAGGAUAUCUGGCAGAAUUGAAUUAAAGUCCGUAUGGAAUUUCUCUUGUAAACGGAAAAAGUCCAAAUAAUAACGAGGGGGUAUAAAACCAUUACAAUUCAUAAAUAUCAAACAGCAUAGAAAGUAUGUAUGGAAAAGGUUAAUUUGGUAUACGGUUUUUACACACUUUACAUAUAUCAAAAUAAAAUACAUUAAAAAUAACAAUUAAAACAACUUAUGUGUCUCAAAAGGAAAAAACAAUUAUGUAGCAGAGGGAAGAGAACCCAGAAUGGUAGAUAUUGCAGGAGUUUUUAAUUGAUCUAAUGCUGUGCUGACUAAAGACCAAAUUAAGGUCAUUAAUAAGAAUAAUUUUCAGCAUACAGCCUUGCAGAAUAAAUCCAUUGUCUGCCCUAACAAUCAGAUGGGCGCACCCAGGAACGCUCUAAUGGCAGAUCUGGACAAAAUUCCAGAAAGAAUUCCUGGCAAAAAAUCGAAUCUAACUAUACAGGAAAAAAGGCGUUACAAGAACUACACGGUAAUAAAGCAGUACCUGGAAAACCUGCAGACAAAACUGGAGGGUGUUAAUCAAUACAACAGAUGAUACAGAAUGUAAACUAACUCUGAAUGAUAAAGACCCCACUAUAGAUACCAAAUAAUUACUCCUUACAAAAGGGAAAUUCAUGGGAAUUUUAACUAAAAAAAAAAGUUGCUCCAAGGAGACAGAGGUCUGCACCGGUUCCAGUGCACAGGAUCGGUUUGCAAUAUCCUAUCGACGGAGCGGUAAUACAUCUAUUUCGACUAGUGCACUGUACUGUAUCAAUGCCUAAUACUGGUCCUUAGAGAUAAGUUCCACCACCAUAUUCUGUAAGAGUUCCACAAAAGGGUUUUCUAAGGGAGAAUAAAAUAUUUGCAGUGUUACACUAGGUCUGUGUCUCUUCUAAUUUAAGGUGGAUACAAAGUUACACCUGGAUUGGAUCCAUUUAAACGACUGAAUACACAGACUAUUGUGCAACUAUUAUUCAAUUCCCUAUUACUUGGAAAUAGCCUUUUAUUUUUUUAAAUUUCUUUUAUUUAACAUUAUGCUAAUGUUGGGACGCUAACAAUUUGUAUUUAUUGCUUUUUCCCUAUUUUGUGUUGUAAGGGAAUAUCUGCUAAGCGCUGAUACUGCUUUUUUGCCUAUAUUUAGCUUUGAAACUUGGGAAGGUUUUUAUUGUAUUUAGCGGCUCUCUUACACUGUUCUAUUUUAACUGAUUUGCACUCUUAUUUUUAUUAUUCUCUUCAAAUAUGAUGACACCAAGACCCAUUUAUUAAAUCCGACCCCUGGAAUUGUAUAAUAACACUAAGACGCCCCCCUUUCUUCUUGGCUUUAAAGCAAUGAGGAAUUAUAAGAAAUCAGAUGACCAUUUCUUUGUAUUUGUUUUAGGAUUGUGGAAAUCUACAGCAGACGACUGCAAGGUAAGUACUCUUCCAUGAUGUAAGUCGACUGAUUCUGACAUUGAAAGUGCACCCCAGGGCAGAUUAUUUUUAGAUAAAGGUUAUGAAAGUCCAGUUUCUUUAUAUAUAUAUACAAGCUUAUCUCCUGUCUCGUUAUCAGUGCCAGGUUCAAAGGUACAUCUUUCCACAGCUGAGCUCCGGCCGCUGCUUACUUUGACAUAAAAUCUUUUGACAGUGGACAGAAUGUCUGUAUAUUAGCUGUCAGCAAUGAAAGGCCAAAAUGCAAAUCAAACACGGUGGAGCCUGCAGUCUUUUUAUUCUAUUCUAUAUUUUAUGCUGGUGAUUUUUGGAUUAUUUGAAAUAAAAAUCACAUGCACAAAAUAAUUAUUUAUGCAUAUUUUAAGCUUAUAUCCAGAUAUAAAAUUAUAAUCCGUACUUUUAUUAAAAAAAAACAAAAAUCAGAUGUCUGUUGAGCAACACUCAAAACUUAACGAAAUCUUAUAUUCUCCUUUCACUCCCCCAAAAAAAAAAACCCUCCUAAAACAUUGAGUUUGCAGACGGGGGAAUGGUGACUACAGUUUUACUGAAUACAAUGUGUUAAUUAAACAAUGUCCCCAGCCUCCCGCCCUUUAUACAGCCACCUAGUCAUUAAUACCUUCUUACGCAGAAGCCCAGUGCGGAUGGCAAUCAUGCUUCGACACCAAAAGGAUCAUUAAGUAGGAGACAUUUUAUGGACAACCUACUGUUUGUUUUAAGAUUAUUUUUUAUUUUUUUUUGAAUUUGACAAUUUUUAUUGUACAAUGCAACGAGAUACCGUCAUGACAAAUCAGUGUAAAUCACAUGCUGACAACACAAUCCAACACUUCACUGCUUGUUGUUACAGAUAUUAGGUAGUUGUUCUUAUUCUCCCAUCUCCCUCUGAGGGUUCAGGAAGGUAGGCGGUUAUGCAGGAGUGUGUCGUGCAUGUCUUUGCCAAGGUUGCCUUAUACCACAAGGUGGCCGGAGGCUCUGUGUAUAUCAUCCUCAAUGUUUUAAGAUUAUUUUUAUUAUUCACAUGGCUUAUACAAGAUUAAUAAAAUAAUAUUCUUAUGUAAUCCAUGUGAAUAAGCAAAAAAUUCCCAUGGAUUUUAUAUUUUUAUUAUUCCCAUAGAUUUUAUAAGAUUAUUUUUAUUAUGGUUCUUCGAGCCAUGUUUGUUUGUAGUAAACAAUUUUGCACAAUAUUUGACGACUCAGAACUGCUUGUGCCUCAGGUGUGAUGUGUACAUUGCUGUGUGAGGGUAGGCUAUGACCUGGAGGAACAGAUCGAUUACAUGGUUUGGUGAACAUGUUGGAUUGUGUAAAAACAAAAAUAGUAAUCUCUGAAUCAGUGCUAGAACAAUCCGAACAAUGUGAAAGGUCACAUGUCCAAAGCCAGGCAUCUCCAAAUUGUGAAAUAAGUGCGUGACUUGUUAUAUGACAUCGGCAUUUUAUGGGUCAAUACGCCACUCACUGCUUACCGAUAUAUUUACAGUUUGUAUCUGAAAGUUCACUCUCAUUUUGUCCUUUCUACAUGGUGAGAGGAACACGUUUAUUGUAUAUUUUUAUUCCCGUGUCACAAUGCAGGAUGGUUUAUAUGGCUAUGGACUCCUGUAGUAAGCGCAAGUGUAUAUAAUAAAUGUGGCACUGCCUAGCUCUGACAUCGUGGCUGUUAUAGGACAUUAAAGGGACACACAAACUGGGCACUAUAGUGGUUAUGGUGCCGCUCCUCACCUUUCUGUAGGCAGUAGAGCCAGAACUCCUGGCACCAUAACUAUUACAACUUCCUGUAGUUAUGGUGUUUGGAGGGCUUUGUAAGGUGUAAAUGAGCUAAACAGGUGAGAAGUAGACCCUUGAAACAUCUCCUCUGUUUAUUAAGCUGCGUAUUAGGGCACAGCAGACUAUAUAUCCUUUAUUUCAUCUUACACCUGUGGCCCUUAAACAUUAAUGCUGACUCUAAUGCAGAAUUUACGUAUGCUGCUAUAUCUGAGGAGAGGGCUGAAUACAUUCUCAGCUGUUCCUCUUCGUGCAAUAACGCCUGGGAAAAUGAGCCGGAGAGACUUUUAUUAAAAUGAUUCCUUACAGCUCUGCCUAACUCAGGCAUUUAACCUGGUUUUAGACCAUAAUAGAAACUGCAUUUUCAGCUUAGGGUAAGCCCCGAAUUGCAUCAUACUGAAUUGUGAAUGGUAAGUUAUUCUAAACCGCAGCACUAGAGCCUGGUACCAGAUCAUCUGCGUUGGCUUACAUUUAUCCUUUAUACGGAAUUCACUAUUAACAGAGUUCUUUACCAAAGGCAGAGUUGUCUGAAUUCGAGGUGAAUCUUUCAGAUACUGAAACCAUUCUCCAAGUCUUGGUUUCCAGUUCACUUUUGGUGUAAAAUGUAGAAUUAAUUUUCAGGGUUAUUCAAAGUCAAAUGUAGGACAUGACGUUACACCCAAGCUGCGCUGUAAUGGUGGGAUCUCAUGAAAGGCUGGUCCCACUUUGAAAACACUUUGAUUUAUUAAACCACAAACUCUGCAGCGCUAUAAGUAGGUGGACAUUGAAUGAAAAAGUCUUGUAUGACUUAUUUAUAAUGGGGAGAAAAAUAGCUUAAUUAUACAGAAAGUAACUGGGUUUAUCUUACCAGCUCUUGAUUUUGUUCCCUUUUUUUGCAGUUCAGGAACGUCUUACGAAACAAAUUGCCAUAGCAAUCACUGAAGCGCUGCAGCCGUCUGGGGUCGGAGUAGUCAUAGAAGCCACGUAAGCUGCACUGUUUAUGUUCUCAUCCAUCGUAAGGAUAUAAAGUAUAAAAUAAUUGUGGAGCUUCGAGCCAGCACGAUGGACAGAGAGCACACUGCGAUAGCUCUCUGAUUUCUUUCCCUGAACUAAUAACUUUACUUUCAUUUGUAAAGACCACAAGAAAAAUGACUCCCAGAAUUCUCACUUGAAUAACCCUGUCUGUAUUUUCCUCCAUGUGCUAUAUGGGUUAAAUCUUCCUUUGAAAACUCUGUCUAAAUCUGGUAAUUUAAUUUUCAAUUCAAAGCAGGAGAAUUAUUUUGCCAAUGUUGUCUGAACUGAAUAUUUGGGCAUAGAAUAGUUGAUUCUUAUGAGAAUAAAAAAAAAAUAGUUUUAAAAGCAGAAUUAGUGGAUGGGUAGGUGAGAGUAUGAGGGCGAAUGGGAGUAUUAGAGGCAGACUUGUACGUGUGAGCCCCGUGUAAAUACACGCCCUUGCCAAAGAUCUCCAGAUAGGUGAGCAUUAAGGCUCCCUGCAUUUAGACACCUUAAAGAGGUGGGAUUCCCUGGGCGCAAUAGUCUCACAGAGAUGAGGGGAAUGCUGAAUACGGCCCAGGCCCGCUGGCUGCCGUACCAACCUCUGCAUCUAGAAUUACAACACACCUUUCAUGGAGUCCCCCUGCUAUAGCGCACUGGGUUUAAACAAGACAGUAUACCUAGGCAGAGCGCAGUGCGAUGGUGACAUGGAAGGGGAUGAGAUAGAGGAGUGGGCUUUGGAUUACCCUUAAGGGCUCUGUUUUUAUUGUUUCUCUCAAACUUAGUUUCUUUGUGUCAUGUACCUGUUUUUAUGCUGUAAUCAGCCGUAUUAAUUCAUGCAAUGUCUGAAAUUUCUGCAUUACCAAAAUGUGUGGAUGUAAUCCACAUCAAAAAUAAAGAAUUAUAAAAAUAAAUAAAAUAAGCAGAGUUAGAACCCCUUUUCAGAACACUUGGCAAAGUCUUUCCGAAUGUGCCAGUUUGAAGCAGUUCUCUAACUUGGCUAUAGGCACAGCUAGGCUGUUUUAGCUGCAAGUCUUACCAUUUGGAUUUUAACUACAUGAACAGAGUGUAUUGCAGCUCCUGUAUCUGCUCCCUUGUGAUCGGAUGAUGUUAGCUCAGCUUGAAAAGCCAAUAGCAGAGAUCACCAUCAUACCAAACAAAAUACGCUAUAUUAGAAUGGAAGUGAAAAUAAAUCCUUUCGUUUAUAUCUUUAUAAUCUAGUGUGUGCACCUUUAUGAAAAAUAAUUUACAACAUGGUGUAAAACCUUAAAACUGCUAAUAUCAAAAUGUCUAUAAUAGAACACUCACGUGUUGUAGAGACGUUUGGGUCUGUAUGGGACCGUGAACACUCCUCUCGUUAUAGGUAAAUUGAAAGAGAUAUCUUUUCCUUCCCAGGCUGCUUCAUAGACGAGAUGUAUAAAUGGUGUAAUAUUGCUUUAAAACCACACAACUAUAAAUGAGGUUAUUGUACUCACAAGCUUGGAGCCCAUCAAUUGGCUCAAUAAAAGUUUAUAUAUAUAUAUUUAAUAUUGAGUUAUUGUACAACAAGUUUAUACUUUAUUAAAGCAACAAUUAUAAAAAUAUAUAUCUCUAUCUGAUUCCCUGAGCGUGUUAUAAUGACUGGCCAUCGUUCCUGCAUAUAAACCUCCUUAAUCCUAGUAAGCUGCUUUGGCCGUUUCUCCACUUGUUCCUGAGACAAACUCUAUUUUACAAUCCUCCUUUUCAGACGUAACGUCACUUCCGGUCUUAUCUGCGUUGUCUUUUUUUAUUUUAUUUUGUCCCACUGACAGAGGAAACCACGGCCGGCCGUUCCACUGACAGAGGAAACCGGGGCCGUUCGUGCCACUGACAGAGGAAACUGCGGCCGUUCGUUUCACUUGCAUCAACAAAUGUGUCAAUAUAUUUUAAAUGUCCUUAUAUAUAUAUAUAUAUAAUAUCUCAUAUAUGGGAAACAGAAACCAGUAUAAAGACUCCCACAAUCCACAUUUCUAAAUAUAAGAUAAAGAGAAAUAAGACAAUUAUAAAAAGUACGUCAUCCACAUUCUUAUAUCGGGAUAUAAAUAGAUAUAUAAAAGUCACUGUAUGAUCCCAAUACUGAAAUAUCAUCUAUUAUGUAUAAAACUAUAUAAAUCUCGGAAAAUUCCAUCUAAAAACCGUUAUAAAUGAUUAAUAAAAUACACACAACUGAUAAAGCAAGUUUCUUUUAAAAUUUAUAUAAAUUAUCUUAAUAGUGAUUUGGAGAUUGUUUGUUUUGUUUUGAUUUUGUUUUGGUUUGUUUUUUAAGAUCGUGGAGAAUCAAAUUAUUUAAAUGAAAGAUCCAACAUCAUUUUAUUAUUGUCUGCAUCCGUAAAAACCAAUAUGUAUUUUUAAAAAUGUAGCAGCCUGAUCGUGGCUCUUUACCAAUAUACUUUACUUUUACCCUUUUAGGAUCUUUUACGAAAAGUAUUUUCCCAGAACAACCAAUUUCACUCAACCAGCCAUAGAGGAGUAAAAAAAAAAGUAUAUUGGUAAAGAGCCACGAUAAAAAAAACAUAUUGGUUUUACGGACGCAGACAGUGUUUGGCAUGUUCUAGGAGAAAAGACAACGAUUGUAACUCUAUUAUUUAAAAGUUGCACUACUGAAGGCAACAGAAAAUUGCAUUAGGCUUGUCAGUAAAAGCAAAAAAUUCAAGAAACCACUGUGGUACCCCGCAGAUGUGGCCAAAAUAGUUAAAAACAAAAAGUUAGCAUUUAGGAAUUAUAAAAAAAACCAGAGUGAGGGAGACAAAAUGAUCUAUAAGAUUAGGCAGAAAGAGGCUAAGCAAGUUAUAAGAGCUUCCAAAUCACACACAGAAGAGAAAAUAGCACAGUCAGUAAAAAAAGGGGAUAAAACAUUUUUUAGAUACAUAAAUGAGAAAAGAAAAGUAAAACAAGGAUUAGUUAUAUUAAAAACAAAAGAAGGAAGGUAUGUAGAAGAGGAUAAAGGUCUAGCUGACUGCCUCAAUGAAUAUUUUUGUUCUGUAUUUACAGAAGAAAAUGAAGGAAAGGGACCUCAGUUGAGAAAAAGGAUAAAUGAGUCAUUUAUUACACGUGAGUUUACAGAGGAAGAGGUUCUAUUUCAACUGUCAAAAGUAAAGACAAAUAAGUCAAUGGGACCUGAUGGAAUACACCCAAAGCUAUUAAAAGAGCUUAGUGGUGUACUAGCAAAACCAUUAACAGAUUUAUUUAACCAAUCAUUGUUAACAGGAGUAGUCCCAGAAGAUUGGAAGUUAGCGAAUGUUGUGCCCAUUUACAAGAAAGGUAAUAGGGAGGAGUCGGGCAACUAUAGGCCAGUAAGCCUUACUUCAGUAGUGGGAAAGUGAUGGAAACCAUGUUAAAGGAUAGGAUUGAUGAACAUCUAAAAACACAUGGAUUUCAAGAUCAGAGACAACAUGGGUUUACUUCAGGGAGAUCAUGCCAAACUAAUCUUAUUGAUUGAUUGGGUAACUAAAAUUAUAGAUCAGGGUGGUGCAGUAGACAUUGCUUACCUAGAUUUCAGUAAGGCUUUUGACACUGUUGCACAUAGAAGGCUUAUCAAUAAACUGCAAUCUUUAAGUUUGGAUUCCAAUAUUGUUGAAUGGGUAAGGCAGUGGCUGAGUGACAGGCAACAGAGGGUUGUAGUUAAUGGAAUAUAUUCAAGCUUGGACUUGUCACCAGUGGGGUACCUCAGGGAUCUGUACUUGGACCCAUUCUCUUUAAUAUUUUUAUUAGUGAUAUUGCAGAAGGUCUUGAUGGUAAGGUAUGUCUUUUUCCUGAUGAUACUAAGAUAUGUAACAGGGUUGAUGUUCCAGGAGGGAUAAGCCAAAUGGCAAAUGUUUUAGGUAAACUAGAAAAAUGUCAGAGUUGUGGCAACUGACAUUUAAUGUGGAUAAGUGCAAGAUAAUGCAUCUUGGACGUAAAAACCCAAGGGCAGAGUACAGAAUAUUUGCUAGAGUCCUAACCUCAACAUCUGAGGAAAGGGAUUUAGGGGUGGUUAUUUCUGAUGACUUAAAGGUAGGCAGACAAUGUAAUAGAGCAGCAGGAAAUGCUAGCAGAAUGCUUAGUUGUAUAGGGAGAGGUAUUAGCAGUAGAAAGAGGGAAGUGCUCAUGCCAUUGUACAGAACACUGGUGAGACCUCACUUGGAGUAUUGUACACAGUACUGGAGACCGUAUCUUCAGAAGGAUAUUGAUACCUUAGAGAGGGUUCAGAGAAGGGCUACUAAACUGGUUCAUGGAUUGCGGGAUAAAACUUACCAGGAAAGGUUAAAGGAUCUUAACAUGUAUAGCUUGGAGGAAAGACGAGACAGGGGGGAUAUGAUAGAAACAUUUAAAUAUAUAAAGGGAAUCAACACAGUAAAGGAGGAGACUAUAUUUAAAAGAAUUUGAACACACAAAAAAAUGUGGAAUGAUGGCGCUAUAUAAUAAGUGAAUUUGUGAUUUUUAGCUGCUAUAUACACUCCGUGGGUACUCCUUAUAACCCACCAUUCAUAGAUAAACACCAAAAAAAGAGAGAGAACUUUGGAUUUAGGUAGAUACUAUAUAUCCCCCAAAUCCCUAGUUUCUCAUGAGUGUAGCGCUGAAUAUAAAGUGAAAAUUUCAGUGAAGGAAUAGUGCUAGAACACGCACUUACCCUAUAUAUUGUGCUUUAGUUUUCUUAAUGGUAUACCAAGAAAAAAGAACAUAAAAAAUACAAAUAAUAGUGUAGUAUAUUAAAUGGAUAUUGUAUAAAGUCUUUUAGUUGUAAAUGAUGAAUUGAAAUGAACUCACAUUUUUUAGAGCCUUUUCCAGUUAUAAGGCUCUAAACUUCCAGGUGUCUGUGUCUUUUUUAGGGGUAGAUCACACGACCCGUCUCCCAAGAUGAAAAAGGGCGUAAAUUUCUCUCCACGUUGCAUAGAAAAGAGACACAGAUAUCCCCAAUCUAAAUGUAGUAUUUUAGAUUCUGAUGUAGAUCAAUGUAAAUAAAAUACAAAAGUGCUCACCUUCUUUAGAGCCUCUGGUUACCGGCUCUAAGUAUUUUAGCCUAGUGUCAAAUUAAUAGGGAUGACACUGCCCCCUUCUUGGAAUCACUUGCGCAGAGUAUGAUUGAAUAGUAAAUAAAAUGUAUAUAUUUAUUUUGAAAACUAUAAAAAUGUAUACAUGAUACUAGAAAAUAAUAAAAACAGUUACAUAAAAUAUAAAUAUAUUGGGUGGUCUAUUUACAGGUCCACCUAGUUAGCCAAAACGCGUUUCACCGAUCAGAACGGCUUCCUCAGUCAGCUUCAAACAAUAUUGUGCAUCCAGUCUCCUUUUUAUACCUUCAAAUUUCCCGCCAGAAAAUUCCUCUGUUCGUUGGUUUAAUUGCGUCCAGUGUCUCCAGUAUGGCGUCACGUCACUUCCGCCCUUUAAUCCUACAAGUCCCAUCCUGCUUUGGGUUUACUGGUGUCACUUCCGGUUUUCGCGGGCAAAAAUGCCGUCGCGUCACUUCCGGUUUCGUGAACUACACGUCCCAUGGUGCACUGCCCCUAAAUCUCAGUUCCUAAUAGUAGUAUUUGUUUCACUGUUGCCCCUUUUCUCUGAAGAUACAUUCCGAGUACAUUUAGAAAAUAAACACAUCAGUGAUAUGAUUCAUAACAUAAAGGAAAAAAAAAUAGAAACAGUAAAGACAAUAGAAAAUGACAUUGUAUAUACAGCAAAAUAUCUAAUCAGUAUUAUAUUUUGAUGUAUUGAAGAACUUUAUAUAAUUCCAGUGUUGAAAAUAUAUAUUGCCUGGAAUAUUUAUAUGGUUCUAUAAUUGUGUAAUAAUUUAUUCUUAUAGUCAUUUACAAUUUAUUGGUGUGCAGAUCCCUAUUUGGUAUAUUUCUUAGGUCCUACAACAGUAAUAUGUAUUAUUAAUUAUGAUGUUUAGAAUUAUAAAAUAGUAUGUUUUUUAUAUGAAAUAAAUUAAUUAAAAGAUAAAUAAAUUUUAAUUAAUAGACCAAACAUCUAAAAAAUAAUAAUUUUUGAAGAAGAAUAAUUAUAAAAAAUGACAUAAUUCGAAAUCUGCAUUCAAGCCUUGGGGGGUUAGAGUGUUUAAAUUAAAUAUCCAUUUUGUUUCUAAUUGACCUAAUUUUCUUAUUUCGUCCUCCCCUCGCCAAUUUAAGGUGACUUUUUGGAUAGCAUAAAAAUCUAAAAAUUGUGGAUCUUUGUCAUGUAUUAAUCUAAAAUGGUCUGAAACACUAUGCUUAUCGUAGCCCUUCUUAAUGUUCCGUAUAUGCUCAUUUAUUCUCACAUUCAUUGAAUGUGAGAAUAAAUGAGCAUAUACGGAACAUUAAACCAACGAACAGAGGAAUUUUCUGGCGGGAAAUUUGAAGGUAUAAAAAGGAGACUGGAUGCACAAUAUUGUUUGAAGCUGACUGAGGAAGCCGUUCUGAUCGGUGAAACGCGUUUUGGCUAACUAGGUGGACCUGUAAAUAGACCACCCAAUAUAUUUAUAUUUUAUGUAACUGUUUUUAUUAUUUUCUAGUAUCAUGUAUACAUUUUUAUAGUUUUCAAAAUAAAUAUAUACAUUUUAUUUACUAUUCAAUCAUACUCUGCGCAAGUGAUUCCAAGAAGGGGGCAGUGUCAUCCCUAUUAAUUUGACACUAGGCUAAAAUACUUAGAGCCGGUAACCAGAGGCUCUAAAGAAGGUGAGCACUUUUGUAUUUUAUUUACAUUGAUCUACAUCAGAAUCUAAAAUACUACAUUUAGAUUGGGGAUAUCUGUGUCUCUUUUCUAUGCAACGUGGAGAGAAAUUUACGCCCUUUUUCAUCUUGGGAGACGGGUCGUGUGAUCUACCCCUAAAAAAGACACAGACACCUGGAAGUUUAGAGCCUUAUAACUGGAAAAGGCUCUAAAAAAUGUGAGUUCAUUUCAAUUCAUCAUUUACAACUAAAAGACUUUAUACAAUAUUCAUUUAAUAUACUACACUAUUAUUUGUAUUUUUUAUGUUCUUUUUUCUUGAUAUACCAUUAAGAAAACUAAAGCACAAUAUAUAGGGUAAGUGCGUGUUCUAGCACUAUUCCUUCACUGAAAUUUUCACUUUAUAUUCAGCGCUACACUCAUGAGAAACUAGGGAUUUGGGGGAUAUAUAGUAUCUACCUAAAUCCAAAGUUCUCUCUCUUUUUUUGGUGUUUAUAUUUAAAAGAAGAAAAACUACCACAACAAGAGGACAUAGUCUUAAAUUAGAGGGACAAAGGUUUAAAAAUAAUAUCAGGAAGUAUUACUUUACUGAGAGGGUAGUGGAUGCAUGGAAUAGCCUUCCAGCUGAAGUGGUAGAGGUUAACACAGUAAAGGAGUUUAAGCAUGCGUGGGAUAGGCAUAAGGCUAUCCUAACUAUAAGAUAAGGCUAGGGACUAAUGAAAGUAUUUAGAAAAUUGGGCAGACUAGAUGGGCCGAAUGGUUCUUAUCUGCCGUCACAUUCUAUGUUUCUAUGACAGGAGAGGGUCUAUCAUUAUUAAUAAAUAUAUAAAUAAUGUUUUGGAUGUCUCUGCGGAUUACGCUAUGUAGGAAGAACAAGGGCCCAACAUAUCCGUAUUGGGGAACAUUAUCAAUGGAUUCAUCAUAGUGUAUCCUCUCACUUUAAACAUUGUCAGAAUAAGGAUCCAAAAGGCCCGAAGUUUAGAGGGAUAAAUAAAAUGCAGAAAUAUUGGAGGGUAAUAAAAUUAUUAGAAUUGAUCUUUAAUUUAAAUAAGUUGAUUUUCCACAGUCUUAGAAAAAAAAAUCUCCAAAUCACUAUUAAGCUAAUUUAUUUAAACUGAUAAAACAAGUUUUUUUUGUUUUUGUUUUUUUUAAAUUGUGUGUAUUUUAUUAAUCAUUUAUGAAGUUUUUAGAUAUAAUUUUUUGGACAUGUAUAUAUUCACAUAAUAGAUAACAUUUCAGUACUGGGAUCAUACAGUGACUUUAUUUAUAGAUCUAUUAUGAAGAAUUUGGAUGACGUACUUUUUAUAAUUGUUUUAUUUCUCUUCAUCUUCUGAGAUCUCGUAUUUAGAAAUGUGGAUUGUGUGCAUCUCUUUAUAUUCGUUUCUGUUUCCCAUAUAUGAGAUAUUUUAUACAUAAGGACAUUAAAAGGCACUGACACACAUUUAUUGAUACAAGUAGAACGCAUGUACGUGGUUUCCUCUAUUAGUGGAACAAAAGAACACAUUUCCUCUGUCAGUGGCACGAACGGCCGCGGUUUCCUCUGUCAGUGGCACGAACGGCCGCGGUUUCCUCUGUCAGUGGCACGAACGGCCGCGGUUUCCUCUGUCAGUGGCACGAAAGAAAAUCAGAAUAGACGCAACGCAGAUAAGACCGGAAGUGACGUUAAGUCUGAAAAGGAGGAUUGUAAAAUAGUUUGUCUCAGGAACAAGCGGAGAAACGGCCAAAGCGGCUUACUAGGAUUAAGGAGGUUUAUAUGCAGGAACGAUGGCCAGUCAUUAUAACACGCUCACGGAAUCAGAGAUUAUAUAUAUAUAUUUUUUUUUUUUAUAAUUGUUGUUUUAAUAAAGUAUAAACUUGUUGUCCAGGAACUCAAUAUUCUAUAUUUUAUUUAUAUAUACAUAUAUUAUAGUUUUAUUGAGCCAAUUGAUAGGUUUCAAGCUUGUGAGUACAAUAACUUAAUUUAUACGUUGUGUGGUUUUAAAGCAAUAUUACACCAUUUAUACACCUUUAUCAGGAAAAGAUAUCUCUUUCAAUUUACCUAUAAUGAGAGGAGUGUUCACGGUCCCAUACAGACCCAUAUGUCUCUACAACCAGAGCUAGUUUUUUUCAGCUCUGGAACAUGUGAGUGUUCCAUUAUAGAUAUUUUUAGAUUAGUUUUAAAAGGACACUAUAGUCAGAACAUCUACAGCUUAUUUAAUGUGUUCUGGUUAGUCUCUUUUCAGAGAAAAUGCAGUGUUUACAUUACAGCCUAGUGAUAACUUCCCUGGCCACUCCUCAGAUAGCUGUUAGAGAUCCUUCCUGGGUCAUGGCUGCCUAAAAUGCAUCCAAACAUCCAGUCUCUCCUCCCUCUGCAUGCAGACACUGAACUAAGAGAUACAUUGAUUCAAUGUAUCUCUAUGAGGAGAUGCUGAUUGGCCAGGGCUGUGUUUGAAUCAUGCUGGCUCUGCCCCUGAUCUGCCUCUUUGUCAGUCUCAGCCAAUCCUAUGGAGAAGCAUUGUGAUUGGAUCAGCUACCACUUCUGAUAAUGUCAGCAGACUGCUUGUUUUUCUGAGUCUAACAGCAUGCAGAGUUACAGCUUCAGGCUUGAAUACAGUAAGAUUUCCUAUAUUUAUGGAGGCAUGAGGGGCCCAAGGAGGCUAGAUAGUGGUUUUAACACUAUAGGGUCAGGAAUACACGUUUGUGUUCCUGACCCUAUAGUGAUCCUUUAAGGUUUUACACUGUAACCGCAGCCGGCUCCCCUAUUUACCACUAUAACAUCUUAAAGCAUAUAAUUUAGCAAGGCUAACCGCACAGAUAUCUUAGCCAUAAUAUUAUAUAGUUAGUAAGAGUUCCUCUAUUUAAAAUAUAUAAAUAAUUAAGAAUACAAUAUAAAAUAGGGGUUAUCUUGGAAGCAAAAUUUUGUCUUUUUAAAUAUUUUAUUAAAUAAAAAUAUAAACUUAUAUAAACAUAAUAAUCCAUUACAAUAAUUCAUAGCAGAGUUUAUAAGAUUAAUGUAUAUGCUUGCAAUAUAAGUGAAAUAGAAUAACAUACCCAAUUAAAGAAGUCAACCUCUCAGUCAUGGUAAAAUGGAGCAGCGUCUGUCUCCGAAAUCUCUCCUGUUUCCUAAUAUUAAUAAGUACAUGUGGCCACGGGCUCUUGGAGGGGCCUGCUGGCCACCCUCUUUCCAAGAGACUAUGGAGCCUUUAAGAAUGUAUGUUAUUUAUGUACUUUUGUACUCCAGACAGAGAGACCGACCGUCUGUCAAAACUAUGACUUCCAUGGAAAUCCCAAACCCCUGAACCGAUCUGGGUGAUAUUUGGAUAUGUUGGUCCCCCAGAUCGGGGGAUGUGACUUUUGUGGGGUUUCCAUGUGUUUUGGGGGUACUUUUGGAAUAUUGUAAAAUUUAUGUUUUCUGUACCUGGAGAUAAUGGAGUUCGUACAGUUCCUGACUCAAUUAUCUCUCAGGCACAGGGGAGGGAUUAUCUUAUUUUUUGUGGGAGUGUCCUGGACCUGAGUGACCAAGUAGACAUUGUAAUGACAUUGGCUUAGAAAACCCCUUUGCACAGAGUACUUCCAAGCACUCCAUCAGACACCAUAACCACUGUAUGUCCCACAGCCAGCGUUACAGCCUGGUUGGGGUCUCGCUGUCCUCCACCCACCCUGGACCCAAGUCAGGGAUCCAGCUUCCAGUGGAUAGAUCUCUCCUACUCCAGAGAGUAUAGCAGGAUAGCUCUUACAAGAGCUAGUGAUUCUAAUCCAAGGGAGUAUAAUGAGUAUAGCAAUCCCCAGAGUGAAUAUGGCUGUCCCCUCCACACAUGAGAUGAGGCUCUAUGUUGAGGGUGAAGGGUAACUUGUUUAAUGGGAGCCACAUGCAGCCUUAUAUGCAACUCCCCAUGUAAGGGGUUUCUGGAUACUUAUUCCAGGGGCAUUCCCCUCUGGACCUGAGAGGAGACUACAGUAAACAUACACAUAAUUACAUUGGCUCUCAGGUCCAGGAGAGAGGUAAUUGCCUGAGAGAUAACCGAGUCAGGAACUGUACUAAACUCAAUUAUCUCCAGGUACAGAAAACAUACAUUUUAACAACACCCUGUAAGUUCCACCAAAACACAUUGAGACCCCAGAAAAGUCACACCCCCGGAUAGCCCCAAUCUGGGGGACCAACAUAUCCAAAAAUCACCCAGAUCAGUUCAGGGGUUCAGGAUUUCCAAGGAAGUCAUAAUUUUGACCGACCGUGCACAUGGUCCUAUGCCCAAAACAGUUCCAGGGAAUUAGGGCUAACGGUCGGUCUCUCUUUCUAGAGUACAAAAGUACAUAUAUCCAGGUACCUCCAGACCACUUCUGCCCAUUGUCUGGGUGCCAACUCCCACAAACCUUAACCCUGCAAGUGUAAUUAUUGUAGUUUUCAUAAACUGCAAUAUUUACCUUGCAGGGUUUAGUCCUCCUAUCAGACAGCCACUAGAUGGACUUCCGUGUUCUAGAACACAAAAAGUGUGUUAUACGACGCUGGACGUCCUCACGCUAUGUGAGGACCUCCAGCGUCGCUAAAAUCCCCAUAGGAAAGCAUUAAAUAAUGAUUUUCUAUGGGGAGGACUAAUGCGCGCACGCGGCCGUUGCCGUGCAUGCGCAUUAGGUUCCCCCGCUGGCUGACGGUGGGGGAGGAGAGUAGGCUGAUAUCGGCGCUGGACUCUGGUAAGCCACUGAAGGGGUUUUAACCCCUUCAGCAACUUGGGAUGGGGGGGAGAGGGGUACUACAGGGUCCUGUAGUGCCAGGAAACCUAAUGUUUUCCUGGCACUGGAGAAUACCUAUAAGUUUUUAAAGGGCCCAUAGUGAUCAUUUGGCAAGAGGCUGGGCAGCAGGCCCCUCCAAGAGCCCGCGGAUGUUCAAUUAGGUCAUGUUAGGACCUGCCUUAACUUGGCAAAGAUACGAGGCCAGAACUUGGUCAUUUCACAGGGGAACAUCUUAUCUAUGUCUAGACUAAAACGUAAGGGCGCACAUGGCAUGGGAAAUUCCCUGACUUGGGGAUUAAACUAACCUAGGACAAGAUGGCGUCCUAAAAUCUGAAUAUGGGUAAGAGGUCAUUUAUUAAAGAAACAUUGUAUGAACAACAAUAUUUUCCAUUUCUAACAAACUAUCAGUUUGCAGAAUCUCUUAACCCCUUAAGACCGCAGGGCGUUCUAUGCCGUCCUUAUUUAGAUGGCUCUAAAAGCCGCAGGGCGUUCUAUGCCGUCCUUAUUUAGAUGGCUCUAAAAGCCUCAGGGCGGCAUAGAACGCCCUGCGAUCUUAUGUACUUACCUGGUCGCCGGCAAUCGCGGUCUGGAGACUCACCUGGGAAUCCCCCUCCGUCCUCUUCGGCCCCCCUGGGCCAGGUGAUCGCGAGGUCACAGUAGGGGGAGUGCCUGUAAUGACAGGUAGUGGAUGUUCUAAUAAAUUUACUCUGAGGUCAAAGCCUAAGUUUUACAUCUCAGACUCUACAAGCCUCAGCAUGUUAAACCUAAUUAAAUUGCUGUGGCGGGGCCUUAAGAGAGCUGUGCAUGAACAAAUGUUGGAAAAACCACAAUAAAUUGAAACAAUGGUGUAAAGAAGAGUGGGACAAAAUUCCUUCACAAAAGUAAAGAACUAUACUGUAAAAAUGAAACCUCUUUUUCAUUGAGGCUAUGUGUGUCAAGAGCUGCAAGAAAAGUGUUUUAACUCCUAAACUGCAUGGGCAUGAUUUACACACCAAAACUUCUUCAGUAAAUUUAAAGGACCACUAUAGGCACCCAGACCACUUCAGCUCAGUGAAGUGGUUUGGGUGCCAGCCAGGUCCCCUAGUUUUAAAUCUGCAGCUAAAACCAUAGCAGUUUCAGAGAAACUGCUAUGUUUACACUGCAGGGUUAAUCCAGCCUCUAGUGGCUGUCUCCCUGAUAGCCACUAGAGGCGCUUCUGCGAUUUACACGGAGUAAAUCGUACUUUUCUAUGCAGAUCUUCUUUGACCUCACGGAGUUCAGCGAGCGUCAAAUAAGAUCCACAUAGGAAAGUGUGACGAGAGCAAUCUCGCCACAUUGCAUUGGAGAAGCCUGGUUGCUCGCCUGUUACCUUUGGACUAUGGCCCCAUGUUAAGACAUCUUUUUCCCUGCAGAAAAGACUUAUUCGUGCUUUUCUGCCUGGUGUUCGAUAGAUUUAAUCUACCGAACAACCGCAUAAAUGACUAGACCACCUGGGAGCUGGAGUGUGCCGGCAAUUAGCCUCCCAGAAGCUGCAGUUAACCGCAGCUUAAUUGACGCAUACUGGGUGGCCGCCAUUCGUAUCACGAACAUGAGGUCGCGGCCAUUUCAAACACGCGAACGCACAGCGGUGUUCGACGCCUAAUUCAUGGAACUAAAAACGGACACAGUUUGGCGCGAACACCGCUGAAGCCGUCGACCUCCCUUCUUGUUCGGCGGGAGUGCACGAACGGCCCGGUGUUCGGUAGUUUUACCUGACUGUAUUAUACCCCAGAUAGGAAUCCCAUGGAGCUCAUUCGUAUGAGAACUAACUUUGUAAAGACUUUGGCUCCAUGGCAAUUGAACUGUAUUCGUGUGGUCUGAGCGCCAUUCGUUUAAUAAUAUGCGCUCAGACCUGAGCUAUCUGGGGACAUGUUAAAUGUAUAGUUUUAAUGUAAUGUGUCUUACAUAGUGUAUUUUAAUAAUAAUUCUUGUGUUAGUAUCCCCACGUGCAUAAUGGCGAUUUACCUUUGUCCUGGGAGAUAAUUGAAUUACUUCUCUAUUAUCUCCAGGGCAGAGGGGAGGAAGCCAGGAUGCAUUGUGGGAAUAUACUGUGACUGUGUGUCCUAUUUAUCUACUUGUCUGUCUUUUGUCACAGUCUCCCAUCUGGUCCCCUAGGGGAGUGUCCACCAGGUGGGAGACCUUCAUAAAUACUGGGCAGGUAGCCCUCAUUAAACAGACCACUGCUUGACCCUCAACACGGAGCCUUGUCUCGUCUUUGGGGGGAUUUACUGUAUGCUGAUAGAGACUGAUUGCUAGGAGUGUAAGCCGCUUGGAUGCUUAUCCUAUUCGUCUGCUAGCAGCUAUUCGUAUGGUUCGAGUUCGGGAGUUUGGAGCAUUCCCUUACAUGCGGUUCGUGAGUUUGGUGUUCUACAGUAGCUGUGCCUGCAUCUCUGGAAAGGGGGACGAUCGCCUAAACGGUUUUAACCCCUUGUGUGCUGAAACGGUCCGUUACAGAAAGCAUUCGGCUACACUGUGGAUCUGACAUCGACUUGGAAGGAGAGGCCACCAGCACCGAGGGAGCCCGGCGCUGGAUUAAGGUAAGUGGCUGAAGGGGUUUUAACCCCUUCAGCUAUGAGGUAGGGGGGCACUCCAAGAGCCUAUAGUGCCAGGAAAAUGGGUUUGUUUUCUUGGCACUAUAGGUUCCCUUUAAAUGUGUGCCCUGACCUGCCUAUGACCUGUAUCAAAGUUGGUGAAUCCAUUACCAACACAAACUAAAACUAACUUGUUUCAUUGUUAUACGCACAAUAUGUAAUCCUGGGUACAUACAUAUGAUGUAUUCAAAAGUUUAAAUUAAAGUUCACGUUACUUACAGUAGUAAUGCCACUGUCUGAAGUCUCCGCUCGCUCACUCCCUCUGCAAACUGCAAUCUCAGGUAGGUAAGGUUUCACACCUUACGUGUGGCUGCACUGUAAACGGUCUACAGUCUCCGGUAAGUAAGGCUCCUCUUUACCUGCUUGCUCUGCUCCCCUCUACUUACUCUGCUCCUUCUUAAUUCAAGUUACUUGCUUUGCUCCCCUCUACUUGCUCAGCCACCCCUUACUUUUUCAUUCCCCCCUUAUAUGCUCAGCCUCAGGCCCCCCCCUUACUUGCUCAGCAUCAGCCCCCCUCCUUAUAUGCUCAGCUCGCCGCCCCUUAUAUGAUAGGACCCUUAUAUGCUCAGCUCCCUCUUAUAUAUGCACAGGACCCCCUCUUAUAUGCACAGGGACCCCCACUCUUAUAAGCCAGGACCCCAGCUUUUAUGCUCAGGACCCCCAGCCUCUUAUAUAAGGACCCCAGGCUCUUGUGACCCCACCCUACCCCUCUUAUAUGCUCAGGACCCCUCUUAUAUGCUCAGGACCCCACCCCCUCUUAUAUGCUCAGGACCCCCCUCUUAUAUGCUCAGGACCUCCCUCCCCUAUAUGCUCAGGACCUCCCUCCCCCCCCUCCCUAUAUGCUCAGCCAGGACCCCCUUUUAUGCUCAUCCCCCUUAAAUGCUCAGGACCCCUCCCUUAAAUGCCUCCCGCUUAUAUGCUCAGUCAGGACCCCCCUUAUAUGCUCACCCCCAUCCAUCUUAUAUGCUCAGGACCCCCUCAUUCCUUGUCCUUACUUACUGUGCUGUUUUCUCCUCAGUGCUGUCUCAGUGUCUCUCUCUGCUCACUGCUUCCCUGCUUUGCUCCUUGUUUUGAUUUUCUUUCUUCUUGCUCUUCUUCUUAUGCUCUGCGCGGUGUGGCCACACGUACGCCGCAAUGUGCGCUCACGCUCCGCUUCCUCCCUCCCUCUCCAUGAUGGGAUGUCUGAACUUCUCCUGACCCUGAGGUCAGGUCACACUGUGGGUGGCACCAGACAGUCUGACUCUGGCAGACACGAGCCGCCGGAAUUACGAAAACAUUACCAGGGAAGUUCUGACAGAGAGGUGAGACUCUCCCUCGCGGCUGUCAGAACUUUCCUGAUAAUACAAACAGCCAGCGCCGCGCUGGCUGACUCAGCCAGGCAGACAGCAGCUUGGCAAUUAUUUUCCAGUUAAGCUCCUGAGACAUAAGUUUAAUUUAAAUUGGGGGGGCCAUAGCCCCCCCCAUGCGACGCCACUGCAUAUAGUACCCCAGGAAUGAAAAUUACCCCCAUGAUGGCAUACCAUUUGCAAUAGUAGACAACCCAGGGUAUUGCAAAUGGGGUAUGUCCAAUCUUUUUUUAGUAGCCACUUAGUCACAAACACUGGCCAAAAUUGGCGUUUGUAACGGACCGUUUUGCACACAAGGGGUAAAAAACGUUUAGGCGAUCGUCCCCUUUCCAGAGAUGCAGACACAGCUACUGUAGAACACCAAACUCCCGAACCGCCAAUAAGGGAAUGCUCCAAACUCCCGAACGGCAUCCAAUAUAGCACUCCAAACACACGAACAGGAACCAUACGAAUUGCUGCUAGCAGACGAAUAGGAAAAGCAUCCAAGCAGCUUACACUCCUAGCAAUCAGUCUCUAUCAGCAUUCAGUAAAUCCCCCCAAAGACGAGACAAGGCUCCGUGUUGAGGGUCAAGCAGUGGUCUGUUUAAUGAGGGCUACCUGCCCAGUUUUUAUGCAGGUCUCCCACCUGGUGGACACUCCCCUAGGGGACCAAAUGGGAGAAUGUGACAAGGGACAGACAAGCAGACAAAUAGGACACACAGUCACAUUAUAUUCCCACAAUGCAUCCUGGCUUCCUCCCCUCUGCCCUCGAGAUAAUUGAGAAGUAAUUCAAUUAUUUCCCAAGACAAAGGCAAAUCGCCAUCAUGCAUGUGGGGAUACUAAAACAGGAAUUACUAUUAAAAUACACCAUGUAGGACAUGUUACAUUAAAACUAUACAUUUAAAAUGUCCCCAGAUAGCUCAGGUCUGAGCGCACAUUAUUAAGCGAAUGGCGCUCAGACCACACGAAUACAGUGUAAUCGCCAUGGAGCCAAAGUCUUUACACAGUCAGUUCUCAUGCGAAUGGGCUCCAUGGGAUUCCUAUCUGGGGUAUAACAUAUUCAAGUAAAACUACCGAACACCGGGCCGUUCGUGCACUUUCACCGAACAAGAAGGGGAGGUCGGCGGCUUCAGCGGUUUUUCCACAAAACUGUGUCCGAUUUUAGUUCCAUGAAUUAAGCGAACACCGCUGUACGUUUGCAUGUUUAAAAUGGUGUUCGUGAUACGAAUGGCGGCCACCCAGCAUUCGCCAAUUAAGCUGCGGUUAACCGCAGCCUCAGGGAGGCUAAUUGCCGGCACACUCCAGCUCCCAGGUGGUCUAGCCAUUCGUGCAGUUGUUCGGUAGAUUGAAUCUACCAAACACCAGGCAGAAAAGCACGAAUAAGUCUUUUCUUCAGGAAAAAAAAGAUGUAUUUUAACAUGGGGCCAUAGUCCAAAGGCAGCAGGCGAGCAACCAGGCUUCUCCAAUGCAAUGUCGUCACAGCGUUCAAAUACAUUUUUUGCAUUUUCAAAUAUUAACACUAACUUUGUCCAGUGUUUGUGACCAAGUGGCUACUAAAAAAGACUGGACAUACCCCACUUGCAAUACCUUGGGUUGUCUACUUUUGCAAAUGGUAUGCCAUCAUGGGGAUAAUUCUUAUUCCUGGGCUACCAUACCAUAUGGUCUCAAAGGCAACGUAAACAAUCUGGCGAAUUUCAAUGUGAAAAAACAGAAAAAUGUAACAUGCUAUAUUUGACCCUGUAACUUCCCAAAACCCCAUAAAACCUGCACAUAGGGGGUACUGUUUUACACGUGAGACAUCGCUGAAUACAAAUACGUGUAUUUUAUUGCAGUAAAAGCAAACGGUAUUAUGACAUUCACAGUUAGAAUGUCACGUAGAACUAGGAAAAAUUUUAUAAAAAUCUUUUCUCCAAUUUUUUUUUAAUAUUUUGUUCAUAUUAAAUUAUGUUCCAUAACUAAAUAUUUGAUGUUAAAUGAAAGCCCUGUUUCCCCUGAAUAAAAUGAUAUAUAAUAAGUGUGGGUGCAUUUAAUAUGAAAGAGGUGAAUUACGGUUGGACAGACAUAGCGCAAAUGCCAGGUUUUGUUUACGUUUUGUUUUGAUCACAACUUGCACAUUUGGCUGCGGUCUUAAGGGGUUAAAGACGAAGUACACAGUUUACAUUUACAAGCUUCAUUCUAAACAUUUGUUAUAUUUGCAUAUGCCCAUAACAACACAAUUUUCUACUUUGUUUUUCAUAAAGGUGCACACACUGGAUUAUUAAGACAUGAGUAUGUUAAAUGAUUUAUUUUCUGAUAUCACCACCAUAUUUGCACUUCUCUUCUAAUAUAGUGCUCCACUGUGUAUUGUUUUGUGUGUGGAAUUGGACAUACAGGGUGGUAGCUGCUGAAUAUUGAUAAAUGUAUUUAGAGUUAUAUCUGCACAUUGAAUAUAGUAGUUAUUAUAUUUUUGGACACAGCCAUCGCGCAGGAAGCCGGCGCUAAUGAAAGUGGAUUGUUUUAUCUGUACAGUUUUUAAUGACUGCGGUUUUCUUUGUCACAGGCACAUGUGUAUGGUAAUGCGCGGCGUUCAGAAAAUGAACAGCAAAACCGUAACAAGCACCAUGUUGGGCGUCUUCAGAGAAGACCCCAAAACCAGAGAAGAGUUCCUAACCCUCAUUAAGAACUGAAUUGCUGGUGUCGGCUGUAGAGAUUGCUGCUCAAUAGAUCCGUCUGUCAUGUAACUGCUUCUGUCAUAUAUCCAAACUGGCGUUUCUCAAGAUGAAGGAUUAUAAUGAGAAUAUUUUAAGGGCGAUAUUUAUUUGGCCACAGUUUCAUGUGUUCGUGAUUGCGGAUGAAGGGUGGAUGUGUGUAAUAGGAAUGAAAUACAGACACGAUAGAAAACUGGAUUGUUUCAGAGCGACCGACCUUCUUUGUGGAUUAAAUAUCAGUCUGUGUGUGUCUAUCGUCAAAUUGUUGGACAUUAGUUUAAUAUAUUGUGUGCGGUUUAUAUGUUCUGUGUAACGUGAUGUCCCGUGAACACGGCCAGCUACAUGUUAUCAUAUAAUCUUUAUGGAGUAAAAUGGGGGCCCCCACAUAUCCCCCUUGGACCUGACAUGUUUAACGUCUCAUCGAUAUCAAUAUUUACUGAAGAUGCAGUAGUAAAAUAAUUUAGAGUGUGUGUUCCUAAAAAACCUGGCUUUUAUAAAAGAGAAUAAAUCCUGUACGUUUUAUUUUAAUAAACUGAUUCAAGUUCACAUUAAAUAUAAACAAAUCAAUAUUAUUUUUUCACGUUAAUGCAUUAUUUCAAACUUUAUGUAUGUUUUGUUUUUUUGUCUGGACUUUACAGAACGGCCCUAAUGUUUAGCAAGCUUAUCUUUCUUGCAGUGUUAAGCUCUCUUCUGGUACUCAAGGGAUAAAUUCUGCAAUUGCUUUACAUGAAAUAUAUUGACCUGCGCAGUGCAAUAUGUUUGGGUACUGAAUGAAACGUGGAGAAUUUCUGCAUUGCCUGGCAAUCUAGCAUUGGAUUAUGCAUACCAGAGCAUGGCCCCAUGGGAAACUGGGCAAGUGCCACCACAUAUUGUGGGGCGCAAAACUGAGCAUUAUGGGAGGAAGCAGAUUAAUUCAACAGCCUCGUCUAUAAUUAAUUUUACAUUUGUCAUUAACAUCAAGCUCUAAAGAAUUAUAUCCAAUGACAGCACUCACAUUUAUACGACAAGUUCAGUCUAAUAUGGCGAUGCACACAGAUCUCCCUGUCACAGCGAGGCUCACUAAAUUACAUCACAUGGAUAUUUGAUUAUGUAGAUUUUUAGAGUUUAGCUAAAUUGUCUUUAUCUAAAGGUUUCAGCUGUUUUAUUAUGUUGGUCUAAAUAUGUAUUAUUCUCCCAUAGCGCCUCUACAAUACCCACUUCAGUGAAUAACCGGGUUAUAUACGAACACGGGAAUUGUGAAUGAAAUAGCAGAAAUGUAACUGUUUUCAUUAUGCCUGUAGUUUGGCUGCUCUGGUCUUAACUUUGAUAUGCACUGUCAUCUGUUACUUUACAUAUAAUACUGGGGAAUUUAAUAAUGGUUAAUUUCCGUAGCAAAACUCUGUGAAAGGGACAUUACAGUCACUAGAACAACUACAGC
Molecule: messenger RNA, 30461 nt
Organism: Pelobates cultripes (western spadefoot toad)
Lineage: Eukaryota; Metazoa; Chordata; Amphibia; Anura; Pelobatidae
Source: the annotation of a GenBank genome assembly